AUGUCUGCCCCUUCAACGAUCUUGCCUUCGAGGAUUCCAGCGUCCAAGGGCCAUUUCCCCAUCUCCAUCGGUAUCAGGGCGUCAUCUCCGCCCCCGCCCCAUAUCGAAACGGCGCCCUCACCUCUUCCACGGCCCCCUCGCGAGAGUCCGGCAUCUGUUGGGGUAGCCCUCCUGGGUGUUCGACGUCUACCCUAUAGGCUCGUCAGCAUCACCCGCUACAGAAGACGAUUUGCAAAUAUCCUCAGUGCCUACCCUAUCACCCCCGAGAACCCGAGGCUUCAGCGACGGUCUCUUGAAGUACGAUUUGAGCAAGCCGCACAGGGUCCUGGGGCUGUUCUGCGGCACCGACAAGCAUGCAAGCAGUCUGCUAGUGCGAAUCUUCGCAAAGCCAGUAGAUGCCGGUACCCAUAA
This is a messenger RNA of Aspergillus mulundensis, 411 nucleotides long. RefSeq lists its product as uncharacterized. Lineage: Eukaryota; Fungi; Ascomycota; Eurotiomycetes; Eurotiales; Aspergillaceae. The transcript has a single exon. The coding region runs from base 1 to 411 and encodes 136 amino acids. The record is from RefSeq and is a predicted model, not a curated record.